Messenger RNA from Lepisosteus oculatus (spotted gar), 6911 nucleotides. It is a transcript of the gene tril, whose product is annotated as TLR4 interactor with leucine-rich repeats. The record is from RefSeq and is a predicted model, not a curated record. Gene Ontology annotation, biological process: regulation of cytokine production involved in immune response; toll-like receptor 4 signaling pathway. NCBI's taxonomy places the organism in Eukaryota, Metazoa, Chordata, Actinopteri, Semionotiformes, Lepisosteidae. Gene Ontology annotation, molecular function: lipopolysaccharide binding; protein binding. Gene Ontology annotation, cellular component: extracellular matrix; lipopolysaccharide receptor complex.
GCAGUGUGUGGGAAGCUUUUCCGUCCGUUUUGUCGGUCAUUUCCAAGUCUCCCUGUCCACUAAACAAGGGGGACCCCGUGCAACAGUAGAAAAGUAAAAUUCUUGUCCUACACACAGCCACCGUUGUUUGGCCGACAGCAGUUACAUUUUGUGUGAUUUCUACUUUUAAGAAAAGUGUACGGUUAAUACGGGAAAAACGCAUCUCAAGGCUGGAGGGUGGGGGAUGGUAUUUUCAGCUGGUAAAAUGAGAAGAUUUUGCAGAUCUGUGAUUUGCACUAGCCUGCCACUUGGGGGGUUUCGAGUGUAGGAAGAGGACAUUUCCUUGCACUAGUUGCUGGAGUGCGGUGCGAAGUUUAUUUUUUGCAUGUUUUACAUCACUUUGUGAUCACGCUCCUCUCUGCUCGGACUGAUGCUUGCAUUUGCACUGCUAAUGUUUGGUUACUGGGUGGCUGGUGGAAGACUAUGUCCAGGCUUUGAAAGGGGAAUAUAAAAGAACUGUGAAGAACACAAAGGAAUGCCGAAAACGUCGGUUUCACCUACGUCUGGGAAUGGCAAACCUGUGUGCUAUCUACUUGAUAAUACUUCUCCCCUUCAUUUAUUCUGCAAAUGCUAUUUGUCCCGAUCGGUGCGACUGUCAGAAUUCUCAACACCUUUUGUGCACGAACAGGGGGCUGCGGUCAGUCCCCAAAGCAGCUAUCCAGAAUCCCGAAGAAAUCCUCAUCUUCAGCCUUGGAGGUAAUUUCAUUAACAACAUUUCUGCUUUCGAUUUCGUCCGCUUUAGCCAAAUGAUAAGACUUGACUUGCAGUACAAUCAACUCCAGUCAAUCCACCCGAAAGCGUUUGAGAAGCUGUCGAGGCUGGAGGAACUUUAUCUGGGUAACAAUUUAAUACUAAGCGUUUCUCCCGGUACAUUGAACUCUCUGAAAAAAUUAAGAAUUCUAUAUGCCAACAACAAUGAAAUAAGAAAGCUGACUCCUGACUACUUCGCAAAUUUAGACAAUCUUAUAAAGCUGAGAGUAGACGGCAACUCGAUAGAAGUUUUACAGGAUGCACUUUUUAAAAGCUUGACAAAUUUGCUUUAUCUUCAUCUGGAAUCUAAUAAAAUACGCUACAUCCACAGGAACGCAUUUACAAAGCUCGGGAAACUUCGUUUUCUUAAUCUUUCUGGUAACAAGCAAACAGCGCUACGCAGCGUCCUCACAUUUGCCCAUCUCUCAUCCCUUACAACGCUGUUACUUUCCGAAAAUGAUAUCCAACACGUCGGGGACGGAGUAUUUCAGAAUCUGAAAAAAUUGUCCAAACUUUCUUUGAGCAAUAACAAAAUUUCUCACUUGGCCACACAAGCUCUAAGAGGACUGUCAGCCGUCAGGGAGCUUUUGAUAGAUGGGAACCUGCUCACAGACAUACCACUGGGGUUGCUUGAUCCCUUGGAAAAAAUAGAGGAAUUAGACUUCAGUCAUAAUUUAAUCUCUGAAGUCAACUCCUUAGCAUUCAGAGAAUCAAAACAUUUAAAAGUGUUAAAGUUGAAAAAUAAUAGGCUAACGGCCCUUUCUGGAAAUAUUUUUGCUUUCAACAAUGGUCUUUAUAGUCUUGACUUAAAUGAAAAUAACUGGACGUGUGACUGUAGACUUGGAGGAUUUAAACGCUGGAUGAAUUCAGCCCAUUCACAAGGCAAACUACUGACUGUGUUUGUCCAGUGCCGUCACCCUCUCCUUUUGAAAGGAAAGUACUUGGACUAUCUGAACAGUUCCCAGUUACUGUCCUCGGGAAAUGAUUCCAAGGUUUGUUUGUUUUCUGCGGCCGAUUCAUUAGAAGACCGCACUCCAGGUGCUCCGGGGGAGGAGGGAUCUCUGCCCAGGGGAGAAGCGAACAUUCAGGCAGACCAAGGAGGGCCGGGAUCUCCAGAAAAACUGCUUUCCGAAAAAAACAAACGAAAGAAGGAGGCCAGUGCCCACAGGACACGACCCCCAGCAAGUGCAAGAAGAAAUGGGUCUGAAGUUGCAGGAAAACUGGAACAAAACAAGUCCUUAGGGACCCCAGCUAACAGAAAUUUUACUGUACUGGCUGAAGGGGGCAGCCUCGAUCCACUUUCCCUGACAACGCCACAGCCUUACGAAGGCAAAGUUGAGAAACUGAAUUUAUUUCAGCAAGAAAAUGGGGCUUUUCCACUUGUAACGGACCCCUGCGAGUUUAACAGGUUCUUCAUCCUUAACAUAACAGCAGAGCAAGUGUCGUCCACUACCGCCAGUGUUCGCUGGAAGGUGUUGGAGCACCGGGGCCCCAAGAAUUCGCCGGUUCAUUUCAGAGUCCUGUUUGAUAGGUUUGGCCAGCCAGUGAGGUUCCAUCGUUUUAUUUAUGUGCGGGACCAGUCCAACUCGGUAACUCUGCAGGAACUGAAGGAGGACACCACCUACAUGGUCUGCAUCGAGAGUGUAAUUGCUGACCUGGUCUGCCAGGUGGCUUCCAGGGACCACUGCACAGGAGUGGUGACCCUCCCAGAGAAGCUGACGGCCGUGGACUUCCAGCUGCUCACUGUCAUCAUGCUGGGCGUCAACGCCCUGCUCGUCUUUUUGGUUCUCUCCGUGUGGUUCUCAAAGUUUCUGAGGAAAAGGCUCAACAGGAGAAAGUCGGCCGUGCACGUGAGACAAAUGUAUUCAACGAGGCGUCCGCUGCGCUCCAUGGGCACAGGGGUGUCAUCUGAUUUCACGGGGUACCAGGCUAGCCGCCCCCGGAAUGUUAUGUGCGCCAUUGAUGAGGCAGAUCUCAUCGAGUUCCCCUGUGACCGUUUUCUGGAUAACGGCGUCAGGAGAGAUGAAGUCAUUCAGCAAAGGUUCUCUGAUUAAUGCCACGAAAUUCAUCUGCCUUCGGGCACAAGGGGAGGGGAGAGGGAUUAAAACGGCAUUCUGUUGAAUAAAACGGCAGCGAACGACCAGGAAGAGCUGAACAAAAGUACUCAAGAGUUUCCAGAUGUGAAAAAGCCGGUGCUUUGCAUAUGUAAUGCAUUACGUUUUAAAGGAUAAACACCAUGUGAGACCUAAAAGAACCUGAAGUGUAAGAUAUGAACACAGCGUCUACUUCACGACAUAGCUGCUGAGCUAACCUGUCUACCUUUACUGCUAGUCAUCUGUUCUGAGUACUAUCCCAUAUCAGCUUGUUCUGGUAAAUAUACAUAUUAAUGGGGUUAUCUGUUGGAAGGGAUUAAAAACUGGACACUUUCUUCCAGAAGUAGGAAAAGAAAACUUUGGAAGCAUUAAAAGAGAUCAAUUCUAUCUUAUCUGUGUUAGAGAAUCAGUUAUGCUAUGAGAACGUAGUUCGUAAGAUGUUUGUACUAAUGCUACAUUUAUCCAAGUUCUUACAGUACGUACACAAUACAAAAUUUUUUAACAUUUGCUUAUGUGCAAAGAGUAAGCUGUGUUUUUUUUUAAGAUGGGAAGUGUGUGCUGAGUUUACAACAGAAGACAGAAGUAAGUCUGCAAAAAGGCUCGGUUUUGGACUGAAAUUGGAAUUAAAUUCAACAAAGUGUCAGUGGUCUAUUAAAAACACCAGUAUGUUUAAAGGCAAAUUCAGCAUUUUAAAUUAACAAAAUAUAUAUUUUUUCAUCCAAAAUGAAAAGGCUGUCUUUGUCAAUAAUGCUUUACAUUCAUUUGUCCAAUCAUUUUAUUAGUCAACCCAACAUAUCUUUAAAAUAGUAUAAAUCAAGGGAAAGGAACAGUCAUUCAGGAAGCUCGUUGUAACGUGCUGUUUUUCAUGUUAUAAAUAAGUGUGUCAUUUGUGUUCCUCAUUACACUAAUCAUUAAGACAUUGUAAAGAAAAGUGCACACAAUACAAUCCUUUAUAUUUCAUGUGCUUGAAAGGGGGAGUUGAUCCACUAUUGAAGCAGAGAGGCUGGUGAUAUAACAGUUUGAACUCUCAACCUCUCAGUAACAAGGCCAGGACCCUAACCACUGCUCCACACUGCUGGCUGUAUGGAAUUCAUCUGUAAACUGUGAUAUAUGUGCAUGUGUGAUACACCUGUAUAUCACAGUACCUUUGUUUGUUCAGGAGUUAAAAAUAUUCUCAGAAUUCCAAAUAUAUGCAUACAGGACCAUCAUUUUAAAGUUAAAUGUGGUGUUAGAUUUUUGUAGAGUGUUAUUUUCCGUAUAUAUUGGGAUUUCUCUUCCUGGGUUGGGCAUGUCCUGAGCUGAUCUUAUAAUAUGGCAAAUGGUUUUGGAGAACACAGAGAAAGUAAAAUAUACCACUGAAGUUGGAAGUUAACAACCAGCUCGUGUAAAUUGUGGCUGUUAAGCACUACAAACUGAAAUUUAGCUGCCCUAUUUAGAUACCACAAACCGUUUUGGAAUACAACUGCAUGUGUGGUCUGAAGUCAGCAUUCUGUCAAUGUGAUGUUGGGGUAAGGCUUUGGUACCAAAUGAAUUCUUUCUAGUACUCUUGAGAAACUAAACAGAUUCUCAAUAUGGGAAUCCCUGAUGCUUUGCAAUAAUACUGGAAAGAAAAAGGUUCAGUAUUUGUUUAACCAAAAUCAUUGUAGUCUUUGUGGUUUUUUUAUGUUUAGUUUAUUUUGAUGAUAGAGCAAGUGAAGGAGAUUAAAACAACUUCGCAUAGGAAUUUCCUCAAAUUCAAAUGAAGCCACUGAGUGGGAUUUACUCUGAAGGAAUCACAAGCCCUUUGUACACUCAAGAGAAUAGCAGUAUGGGUGAUGUUUUGAAUAUCCCUGAGGAUUUUAUUAAAGAGCUACAGAAAUGCCACGCAAACACACACGUUAAAAGAAAGAGGCAGAGAUGAAGAAAUACGUUUUGCGAAUGUGGCUGUUUAACCUUGGAAUCUGUUCUAGUACAUUGUUUCUAUUGGUUAGUAAAUGCUAUAGCUCACUAUGACCAAACAAACAAUAAAGCAAUGUGGAUGUAAUUGCUGAGGUUAGGUGGGCAAACCUAAAAAGUAAAAAGUACAGUGCGAUGCCACUGUUUCCAGAUAAUUUAGUUAUUUCUGUUUGAAAUGAUUGCCUCAGUGUUUUCUCCUUUACAUACAGUAAUAACCCUUUACUAUGUAAAGACCAACAGUAUUUUCAUAGAAAUGUGCUGAGAAUAAUAAUUUCAUUUAUACUUAGUCAAAUCUAAAAUAUUAAUGGUUCCUAAUGAGAAUGUGUGUUUAUGAAGGUCUGUAGAUUUUUUAGUAAAUUACAGUUUGAGUACAGCCUCUACACCAACAUUACAAUAGCUUUGCCAUGUUUGAGAUAUUUAUAUUGAUAAAAAAAUUAACACCUUCCAUGUUGACUUUAUAUACAUUGAUACCAUUAUAAGGAUCAAUUUUGACUAAAUUAAGUAAAAGAAUUGUGAUUUUCAUACCAAACCAUUCUAUAAGGUAAUUGUUUUCUUGUUAUUUUCUAGAAAAAGUGUUUUACUUUCAUAAUGUUUGCUAAAAAAUAUAGGAUAAAACUUUGCUGCUGGUUAGCAGUAGACCAUUUUGCUGUUAUACUAUGAUUUUUGUACUAAAAUUAUUUUCUUAAUAUUUUGAUACCUACAAAUUACUUUUCCUCCACCUGGAAAUAAAUGCAAACUAUCAGAACUGAAAGUAGCCAACUACACCUGUGUUGUUUCAAAUAAACAUAUAACAUGAGUUUAAAAGGCUUUAUUGUUUAAUGUUGGCUGUUUUUCAAUUCUUUAAGGAAGUGUUAUUUUAAUAUAAAGCGAUGGUGAAACUGAUCGAUUAGUUGUACCACAUUUAAAAAUAAAGUAAUUGCUUUUGGAAAUACAUAGAUACAGAACUGUAUUUUCAUGUGUAUACUGUCAUCUCUAAUGAGAAAGCAAUACUUCUGGUAGGUCUAUGGUUUACCUCUUAAAAUUUCAUAGCAGAAUAACUUUUUUGGCAAGUCAUCAUCGAAUUCCUUCAUCACAAACAACAGUGUUACGUUGGUUUUUUUGCAAGUGUAGCUUUCAACCUCAAAUGUAAAUUGAGUUUUCAACCUCAUUUUAACAUUCGUUUUUGCAAAUAUGUUACUCUGGUCUGUUUCCUUUUUAUGAUGUUAUUCAAGGUUUAGGAGUUUAAUUCACUUAGCAGAGUAUUAUUUUAAGACAAGUCUUUCUUUUCACCGACAUUGAGGCCAAGAAAUGUGUAAUAGGAAUUGAAAACCUCCCCCCAAUAUGUUACUUCAGGAAUAUUGUCAGGUUAACAAACCAGUGGGAGAUAGAGGGAGAUUCUUAUUGUAGACCUUGUUAAUUUUGAAAACUUAAUUUACAUUUUUACAAUAUAUAAUUUGGAAAAAAAGCCACAAAAUUAUAAAGUCCCGUUCAGAAGAUUGUGGUACUGUCUAUGAGCAUGCCUUGCCAAUAACGAAAAGAAUUCAGAAGAUGGACCAGUUACUACUAUGUUAUUAUGUAAAUCGGCUAUUUUAAUGACAAUUGAGUUUCCCUUUUCUUACGUUUGAAAUGGGCAUAUGUACAUUUAUAACACAAUAUGUGCACAUUAUGGGGAUUCCCCUCCACCACCACCAAUGCGUUGCACCCACCUGGAUGAUGCACCUGGAUUUUUAUCCUAUUUGUGUAUGUAAGUGAUCUAAGUUGGUGUCAAUCGUCAUUUACUGCUGCUACAGUAUUUCUCUGUUUUCAAAAUGAAUUUGAAUGGUCAAGGCCUCAGUCCUCACUCUUCUGCUUUUAAGAUGUGUGACAGGUUUAUGAAAGAGCAGCAACUGAUAACUAUUCCCUGGUUCUUAUUGCAAUUAACUCCCGUUUUUAAGAGUCUUUAAUUCCAACACUGAAAAGUAAUAUUUUUUGAGGUGGGCAUUUUGAGUUUCAGCUUGCAUGCUUUGUGAUUGCAUGCUUUCUCUAACUGUACAGGUAGUGCUGUUUUUUAGCUUCUCGUCAGUUUCAGUUGCUUUAAUUAAUACCUCUGUUUAAUAAACCAAAAAGACGAACCUA